UUGCCGCAAAUGAUUGCCGAUCCCGCAUCAUGUAACAAGUAUGAUGAUAUACUCCUUGGCUGACAUAUUUUAUAUGAGGUAACCACUAAUCAGAUGGGCAGGGUUACGGCAGAACAGUGGACAAAACUGAGGAACCUCCUACAGCUCCGGGGAUUUGUAUCUCAGAAGACAGCGCAGCAGGGCGGGAGCAGCUAUAAGUUUGGACCAGCUGGGACAUUACUGAAGAGGAAUAUUAGACAGACAUGGUGGGACUGGGUGGUGGUGAAGCAGGAUUGGAGGGUUUUCCCAGUAGAGGGAGGAAUCCUCAAAACAGACAGGUCAAAUAAUUCUCUGAGAGAAAGUUUCCAAGAAGAGUGUUUGGAUCAUGUUGGGGACAUACACAGAAUGUUCAACAGUGGUCUCCCUUUCUCUCUGGCUCACACUGGAGUCUGCUUCAAACACUCGGUUAAAGAACCUCACCAUUUCCUCUUUGACUCUAGAGAACUGACCAGUCUUGUGACCUUCAGUUUCUGUAGACCACAAUCCUCAGUCAAACAGUUUGACCAGCUGGUGACCUCUCGUCUCAUGUGGUGGCGUAAGUUUGCAGGGAGUCCCUCCAGUUUUACAGAGAACGUGUCAAAGGAUGAGGAGAAUGUUAUACACAUAGAGUACGAGUUUCCGUGGGGACCGGAUUCCGUGGAGGUCAUUAGGAAUCACGGGAGCAGUUUUCUGGAAUCCUCGUCAGAUCCAGAUCUCAAGGAACUGAUGUCAUCCAGCCAAACUCUUAAACCCUCUAAUGGACAGGAGCAGUGCAUGCCUUCAGUGAUUGAGAGCAAUAUGUUCCUAGAGGGCGGCAUGCUGGCUUACAUACUGGAUGCCUACACAGAGAAAAGGGCCUUCUCACUGGACUCUGAAAGCCAAGGCAAGGGAGCAAGAACAGUUCUGCAGCUUCAUCCUGCCUUUGCCCCGUACAAUGUGUCUAUUGCUGUGACUGAGAACGGUGACCCAGUUCUUAAACAGGUCAUCCGACACAUCACCAAGGAAAUCCACGAUGCCAACAUCCUCUCUCUGGAUGUCAGUUCCAGUACAGACUCGCUAGAGGACCAGUUUAUUAGGAAUGAUGAGUUAGGGAUUCCGUUCAGUGUGGUGAUAGAUGACACGACAAUAGACAUGGCCUGUAUUGGUGUGAGGCAUCGGGACAGUACGCUGAAGGAGAAAAUCCACAUCACUGAGAUAAAAGAUUUCAUACAGAGACAAAUUCAGUGAGAGAGGUUUACAGAAUUCCCAUAUACACGGUACAUUGACAAGGAAAGGUGUUACUUCUGAACUAUAAAAUUAUUAUUUGUAGGCUGUAGAAAAAGCUCUGUUUUGGUAUUUGUUAUACAUUUUAAAAGUACAUAUUUUCUAGUGCCCACUUAAAGCUUGUGUUCAUGGAAUUUACAUUUACUGUUGGCAGGUCCAUUAAAGGUUGUCAGCGUAAAAAUAUAUUACCGGUAUUACUUUUU
This is a messenger RNA of Saccostrea cuccullata (small rock oyster), 1484 nucleotides long. Its product is annotated as DNA polymerase subunit gamma-2, mitochondrial-like. The transcript has 11 exons. The record is from RefSeq and is a predicted model, not a curated record. Gene Ontology annotation, cellular component: cytoplasm; mitochondrion. The coding region runs from base 94 to 1245 and encodes 383 amino acids. Lineage: Eukaryota; Metazoa; Mollusca; Bivalvia; Ostreida; Ostreidae. Gene Ontology annotation, biological process: mitochondrial DNA replication.